ACCCACCAAACAAAACCAUAUCUUCCUUCUCUUGGUAGCCUCUUCGGUCUCCCUCUAACAGCCGCAAGUCAUGUCUGUGCAACUGUGGGAGACCUUGAAGGAGGCCAUAGUGCUCUACACUGGCCUAACUCCUUCCACCUUCUUCACGGUGCUCGCCCUAAUUCUGGCCGCUUACUACGUCGUUUUGGGUUUCUUUGGGGGGCAGCCGGAGCGGCCCCGCCCCCGCCACACCGAGGAGGAGGAGAUGCCGCCUCUGCGGCCGCCAGUCCAGCUCGGUGAGAUCACCGCUGAGGAGCUCAAAGCCUACGACGGCACCGAUACGGGUAAACCCUUGCUCAUGGCCAUCAAGGGACAGAUCUACGAUGUCUCCCAGAGCAGGAUGUUUUAUGGACCUGGUGGACCUUAUGCUCUAUUUGCUGGAAAGGAUGCCAGCAGGGCUUUAGCUAAGAUGUCUUUUGAAGAGAAAGAUUUGACUGGGGAUAUUUCUGGCCUUGGCCCAUUUGAGCUUGAUGCUUUACAAGAUUGGGAAUAUAAGUUCAUGAGCAAGUAUGUAAAGGUUGGAACUGUGAAAAGUGAACUUCCUGUGACUGAAUCAGAGUCCACCGCAGAACCAUCAGAAACUACUUCCCGUGAUAUUGAUACUGCUUCUGCUGUCAAGCCCAAUGAAGAUGGCAAAUCAGAAAUUGGUGCUGUUAAAAGUGAAGAAACCCCUUCAAACAUUGAUGCAGAAAAAGAGAACAUUAAUCCAGGAAAAGAAGAGUGAUCUCCGAGUUGUCCCACAAUGCCCAUGACGAAAUGGAGAAAAAGAAAAAUCUGCAUUGUAAAGACUGAGGAAAUGUAACGCAAGCUUUUUCGAAGAUAAAUGUAGGUCAUCUCCUCUGAUUCUCCCUUUAUUUGAAUAUUCGGUGUUAUAAUAAUCAACUGUGGGUAAUUUUUUCAAAUUUCAUAGUAUGUACGUGUUAUAUUAGACUGGUAAGCUUUAUUGAAUAAAUAUUUUUCUGUGAAAAAAAAAACGAAGCAUAAUUAGUCUUUCA
Molecule: messenger RNA, 1034 nt
Organism: Vigna radiata var. radiata (mung bean)
Lineage: Eukaryota; Viridiplantae; Streptophyta; Magnoliopsida; Fabales; Fabaceae
Product: membrane steroid-binding protein 1
Exons: 2
Coding region: 71-763 (230 amino acids)
Cellular component (GO): endomembrane system; membrane
Source: RefSeq, a predicted model, not a curated record